Molecule: messenger RNA, 1057 nt
Organism: Stegastes partitus (bicolor damselfish)
Lineage: Eukaryota; Metazoa; Chordata; Actinopteri; Pomacentridae
Gene: sumf2
Product: sulfatase modifying factor 2
Exons: 9
Coding region: 112-1032 (306 amino acids)
Cellular component (GO): endoplasmic reticulum
Source: RefSeq, a predicted model, not a curated record
GUGUCCGACUGAAACGACCAAAAUGUUGCCAGAAAGUGGAAGUUUAGAAGUUCUGCUGUUGAAAUGAGUUACAUGUGAAACAUGUGUAUUUCAAUUUAAGCGUAAUUUCAGAUGAAUGUUAGCAUAAAAACUACGAACGUUAAAAUGGCGUCCUGGAUGUUUGCUGUGUUUUUGCUGUCAGUGGCGGCCGCGGAGGAGAUGCUGAACAUCCCCGGAGGAAAGAUGCUGAUGGGAACCAGUGCAGCCGACGGCAGAGAUGGAGAGUCUCCCCCCAAGGAGGUUCAGCUGCAGCCCUUCAAAAUAGACAAAUACCCAGUGACAAAUGCUGACUUCAGAGACUUUGUGAGAGCACAGAAGUACAAAACUGAAGCUGAGACAUUUGGCUGGAGUUUUGUGUUUCAAGACUUUGUGUCAGAUGAGCUGAAGAAGAAGGUCACUCAGAGGAUUGAGUCUGCUCCCUGGUGGUUGCCCAUAGAGCGAGUGUUUUGGAGACAGCCUGCAGGACCUGGUUCAGGCAUUCGGGAGCGCCUGGACUUCCCGGUGGUUCAGGUGAGCUGGAACGAUGCUCAGGCCUUCUGCCUGUGGAAGGGCAAGAGGCUGCCGACGGAGGAGGAGUGGGAGUGGGCUGCACGUGGGGGGCUGCAAGGUCGGACUUAUCCGUGGGGAAACAAGUUCCAGGCCAACAGAACCAACCUGUGGCAGGGAUUGUUUCCAGAUGGAGACACUGCAGAGGAUGGUUACCAUGGCAUCUCUCCUGUCACAGCUUUUCCUCCCCAGAACGGCUAUGGGCUGUACGACAUGAUGGGAAACACGUGGGAGUGGACGUCCACACCAUUUCCCGGAGCGAGGCCGAUGUAUGUGCUGCGUGGUGCCUCCUGGAUCGACACGGUGGACGGUUCAGCUAAUCACAAGGCUCGAAUCACAACCAGGAUGGGCAACACUCCCGACUCUGCCUCUGAUAACCUGGGGUUCAGAUGUGUUGCCAGCGAUGGACAGAAACAAGGGAAGAAAAAAGACAAAGCAGAACUAUAGUACAAAGCAGUUAAAAAAAAAAAAA